GUCUGGUUCUCAGGAACAAAAGGGAGUUUUCCCUGUCUGCGCAUGCGCGGUGUGGUUCAUAGGGCUCAGUUGUUCAGGGCGCUGUUGUGGUGGUCACAAGGAUUUAGCAUUUAAAAUAAAUGUUCACAUAUCGUCCAUAAAGGGGUUAAAGCUACAGAGUACAGACCACCCCUGCGGAGCAAGACGUCUACAGCUUUUGCCAUUGGUGUGAAGACGAGGAGACCCCAAUCUCGGCAUGUCUGUGCUGAACGCAUUACCUUUCAUGAGGCCAGUUCACAUUCGAUCACCGCGACAGCAGAGACGCCACACUCUUCCUGCCAGUGAAUUCCGCUGUCUUUCCCCGGAAGAUGCAGUCAGCGUGUUCGAGAUAGAAAGAGAGGCCUUCAUUUCCGUAUCUGGAGAAUGUCCCCUCCAUCUGGAUGAAGUACGACAUUUCUUGACCCUUUGCCCUGAGCUUUCUCUCGGCUGGUUCGAAGAGGGACGACUUGUGGCGUUUAUCAUAGGGUCAUUAUGGGAUCAGGACAAGCUAAACCAGGACGCCCUCACCCUGCACAAACCGCACGGAUGGUCAGUCCACAUCCAUGUCCUCGCCGUACACCGCACGUUCCGGCAGCAGGGCAAAGGGUCUAUCCUGCUGUGGCGCUACCUCCAGUACCUGCGAUGCCUGCCUUUUGCGCGGCGGGCCGUGCUCAUGUGCGAAGAUUUUCUGGUUCCUUUCUAUUCCAAGUGCGGCUUCAAGGCUGUGGGCCCGUGCAACAUCAUCGUCGGACCCCUGAAUUUUAUCGAGAUGCACUGCCCGGUCAAAGGUCAUGCCUUUAUGCGUAGAAAUAGCGGUUGCUAGCCCCCCCCUAACCUUACAUCUCCCGAUUUUACAAUACUGAAAGGGGUACUCCGCCUCUAGACAUCUUAUCCCCUAUCCAAAACAUAGGGGAUAAGAUGUCUGAUUGCAAUGGUCCUACCCAGCAUUUGUUUAGAGCGUCGGAGGCUCGUAACGUCACGGCCACCUCCCAUAGACUUGCAUUGAGGGGGCGUGGCCGUGAAAUCACAAGCGGGGUGUGGCCAUGACAUCACGAGCCUCCAGCCCGCAUCCCCAGGCAUCCAGCACGGAUGGAAGGGAUAAGAUGUCUAGGGGCGGACUACCCCUUUAACCCUUUGCUUCUCAAGGGCUGCCCCAGGGGCAAACAGGGUUCUGCUCAUGGUAAUUCAGACACGGAAUGAUCAAUAUGAAUGCAUGAAAUGUCCACACAAAAAUGGCGUCCUGUGUCCCCGGGCCGCAGUCGAGAAGCCCCUUUUGCACCUCUGUAUAAAUCCCACCAUCGCGCGAAUGAUUUCACUGUACAAAGCCCCAAUUGAUAUGAACUGUCAUAAUAAAUCUUGUGUUUUUUUUUUAUUUUUCUGGUUUUCUAUGUCUGUCUUAUGUAAGAAUUAUUCCUUAUAAGAAUUAUUCCUUAUAA
Molecule: messenger RNA, 1454 nt
Organism: Hyla sarda
Lineage: Eukaryota; Metazoa; Chordata; Amphibia; Anura; Hylidae
Gene: AANAT
Product: aralkylamine N-acetyltransferase
Exons: 5
Coding region: 236-841 (201 amino acids)
Biological process (GO): melatonin biosynthetic process; response to light stimulus; circadian rhythm
Cellular component (GO): cytoplasm
Molecular function (GO): aralkylamine N-acetyltransferase activity
Source: RefSeq, a predicted model, not a curated record